Molecule: messenger RNA, 1875 nt
Organism: Caenorhabditis bovis
Lineage: Eukaryota; Metazoa; Nematoda; Chromadorea; Rhabditida; Rhabditidae
Source: the annotation of a GenBank genome assembly
AUGCGCUUAUUAUUCAUACUCGCAAUUUUCGGCAAAUUGUCGACGAUGCCGAUUGAGCCCAUCGUGGCGCCGAUGACGGAAUUGGUGGCUCCUCAGCAGCAGCAGCAGCGGCGACACAUCACGAACAGCGUCGAGCCGCUGAUCGACGCGAAUGGCGACGGCGAGCUCGACAUCGACGAGGUCCGCUACGCGGCGUUCGUCCAUCACGGCCUGUCGGCGUCGGUCGUUGAGGGCAUGUUCAAGCAGGUCGACGCGAAUCGCGACGGUGUGCUCGACGCGCGCGAAUUCGACGCCAUCCGGCCGUUGGUGCUCGAGAAGGCCGAAAACGCGGCGCUUCGCUACCUUCAGAACGUCGACACCGAUCGCGAUGGGCUCUUGUCGUUGUCGGAAGCGCAAGCCUAUCUGCUCCGAGAGUACGGCAUCGGGAAUCGCGAUGUGACGCGACUCUGGAAGCUGGUGACGCCGAACGUUGCCGAUCGUUUGAACGCCACCAUGUUCAGCCGAUUGAGGCGACGGGUUCGCGGAAUGACGAUCCGAUUGGCUAGGCAGAUCAUGAAGGCGGGCGAUCUGAACGGCGACGGUCACAUAUCGGUCGAUGAAGCGCAGGCGAUCGCGUUCGAGCAAGAGGGCAUCGGCGCCGGCGAUGUCGCCUCGAUGGUCGGAAGUGUCGAUGAGAAUAUGGACGGCGAGCUGAACGCGCCCGAAUUCGCCGAUUUCGAGCGAAUCGUGCGAGCGCGCGCGUUGGAGAAUAGCAAGAAGGCGAUGAGAGUCGUCGAUGCUGACAACAGCGGAACGUUGACGUUGGAUGAAGCCAAGAAGGUGGCGUUCGAGCACUAUGGUUUCGAUGAAGCCACUCUUGCGCCAUUCUUCGCGCAAGCCGAUGAGAACGAGGACGGCCAAUUGGACAUCGUUGAGUUCGCCGGCUUCCGAACCGUCAUCCGUCAGCGGUCCGUCAAAGACGCGACGACGAAACUCGAGAGCAUCGACACCAACGCCGACGGUCUUGUGAGCGUCGACGAGGCGAUCGAGAUGACGAAGCGCGAGGACGACAUGGCCGAUGAGGAGACGAUCGCUCUGUUCAACAUCGCCGAUCAGAACAAGAGCGGCAAAUUGGACAAAGUCGAGUUGGCCGACUUCAAUCGGCUCGUUCGAUUGAGCUCGAUCAAGUUCGCCGCCGAUCACUUCAAGGAGUUCGAUCUCGACGGCAACGAUGUCGUCACAUUCGAGGAGUUGGCGUUGCUCAUCGAGCAGAAGUACGGAAUUCCCGAGAAUAUCAUCAAAGGGUUUUUCGAGCGAAUCGACGUCGACGCUUCCGGCAAUUUGGAUCCCGCCGAGAUUGUCGACUUCAGACAUCUCAUUCGAAACCAUGUGACGCAGAAUAAAAAGCCUGAGCCCACCACCACCACCAUCACCACCAUCACCGCCACCACCACCAUCGGUACAACAGCACCUGUCACCAGCAGCACGCCAGCACCUGUUAGGGUCACCGAGGCGGCGAUCAUCGACGGCAUCGCCAACGACGUCAUCGCUCAGGACAUCGCGGCUCCCAGCACGAAGCACCGCGUUACGACCACUACACCAGCCACCACAACGACGUCCACCACCACCACCACCAUCUUCACAGCAACGGUCGCCCCAAGUACGGUAGCGAUUGAGAGCACGGUGACACGAAAGCGAAAUGGCAAAUCGACGACAACUGCCGGCAGCAUUGCGACCAGCACUACUCCGAAACAGGAAGUCGUUAUCGAGGAGAUCGUUUAUGAGGAUGAGAAUGGCAAUCCGAUGACGCCUAAAAUGCGUAAAAACGAGGACGUCUCUUACGAGGAGGUCAUCGAGUAUGUCGACGAGCCAGCCGCUGCCACAACGAGCCCCUAA